CCUCAAGGUCCUUCAUCUUUCAUUGUUUGUCUGUUUGUGACUGUCUGUCAAGCACGAUGGCAUUGUUAGCUCGCAAUAUCCUGUCUCUACCCCAAAAACGACCUGCCCUCCUCGCAGUGCUCGCCAGGCAGCAGCAGUUACAACAGCAACAAUUAAGAUGGACCACAACGAAUAGAAAAAUCCAAAUCACCCCCCAGACCCCAGCACAAGCCCAAGCCCUCCUUGCCCAACAACGCCUCCGCCGCCCGGUCUCCCCCCACCUCCAAAUAUACAAAUGGCAGGUCAACUCGGUCUCCUCCGCGCUGGAACGCAACACCGGAAUCCUCUUCUCGGGCGGCCUCUACCUCUUUGCCACAUCAUACCUGAUUGCUCCCUACCUCGGGUGGGAUCUCUCCUCGACAACGCUGGUCGCUGCCGUGGCGGGCCUGCCUGUCGUGGCGAAGUUGGCGUUGAAAUUUGCGAUCGCCUGGCCGUUUACCUUCCAUGUGGUCAAUGGGGUGAGGUAUUUGGCGACGUCCGGGGCGAGGACAAUCGCUAGUAAAGGGCAGAUUGUGGGAGUGGCGUGGGGGGUGGUUGGGGUUAGCUUCUUGGGGGCUGUGGGGCUGGUUGCGUUUUACUGA
Molecule: messenger RNA, 620 nt
Organism: Aspergillus heteromorphus CBS 117.55
Lineage: Eukaryota; Fungi; Ascomycota; Eurotiomycetes; Eurotiales; Aspergillaceae
Product: succinate:quinone oxidoreductase subunit C
Exons: 3
Coding region: 57-620 (187 amino acids)
Biological process (GO): tricarboxylic acid cycle; mitochondrial electron transport, succinate to ubiquinone
Cellular component (GO): membrane
Molecular function (GO): succinate dehydrogenase activity; electron transfer activity
Source: RefSeq, a predicted model, not a curated record